Rhinichthys klamathensis goyatoka is the source of this 2111-nucleotide messenger RNA. RefSeq names its product solute carrier family 45 member 3 (gene slc45a3). NCBI's taxonomy places the organism in Eukaryota, Metazoa, Chordata, Actinopteri, Cypriniformes, Leuciscidae. Gene Ontology annotation, molecular function: sucrose:proton symporter activity. The coding region runs from base 287 to 1939 and encodes 550 amino acids. The transcript is spliced from 5 exons. The record is from RefSeq and is a predicted model, not a curated record. Gene Ontology annotation, cellular component: membrane. Gene Ontology annotation, biological process: transmembrane transport.
UUUAGUGUUGUUUGGGGCCUGAGAUGACAGGAUUUUGGUGUCUAAGAAGAGGAUUUCUGCCCCAUACAGGGGGUUUUCCAUCACACACAGAUCAAGAAUGCUGAAGACACGAUGGAUCCCCUAGUUCAUCUGAGCCCGUUGAGAGUCCGCAUCUCUGCUCUCCCGCACCACACGCGCCCACCUCGUCCCUGGGCACCCAAGCCUGUGCCGUUUUCCUUCUCCAGCAAGCUUCAGUAGACUUUUCACACCGACACACGGGAGAAAGGUAAACCCUUCCUGUGUAAAUAUGACUGGAUGGAGGUCUCAGUGGCGUCUGGUCCUACUGAACUCGCUGACAUGUGGCCUGGAGAUCUGCGUGGCAGCUGGGAUCACCUACGUGCCGCCUCUGCUGCUGGAAGCUGGCGUGGAGGAACAGUAUAUGACGAUGGUUUUAGGUAUUGGACCUGUUCUGGGACUUCUCUUCAUCCCCCUGAUUGGCUCAGCCAGCGAUCACUGCAACAGUAGCUACGGCCGGCGUCGACCCUUCAUAUGGCUGCUGUCGUUGGGAGUUCUCAUAGCCCUUUUGAUCAUACCACAUGCUGACGUUUUGGCCGCCAACCUGAGCUGGGGUAGCACCCGCCGCAACCAGGCUCUCCAGGUGGGCCUGCUCAUCCUAGGCGUGGGCCUUUUAGACUUCUGCGGGCAGGUGUGCUUUACACCACUGGAGGCGUUACUCUCGGACCUCUACCGCGAACAGGACGACUGCGGACAGGCUUUCGCCAUGUUCUCCUUUAUGGUUAGCCUUGGAGGUUGCGUGGGCUACCUGCUACCCGCCCUGGACUGGAGCGGUGGGCUCCUGUCCUUCUACCUGGGUGGUCAGGCUGAGUGCUUGUUCUCCCUCCUCAUCCUCAUCUUCGUGGUCAGCGUGUUAGUCACCAUGAAAGUAUCAGAGGAACCCUCGUCCACCAUGGAACCGGGACCGUCGGAGCCCGGGCGGUGUUUUCCGCGCUCGUGCUGCUAUCUGUUUCAGUGUAAGCUGCGGGUUCUUAAGUCUGGCCCGCUCAUGUGCCUGCUGAGGACUUGCUGGUCCAUGACACCGGUCAUUUAUCGCAGCUACUGCCACGUGCCGCGCGUCAUGCGACAGCUGUGUUUGGCGCAGCUCUGCAGCUGGAUGGGUGUCAUGUCCUUCAUGCUCUUCUACACAGAUUUCGUCGGCGAGGGACUGUACGAAGGAGUUCCCAGCGCUGCUCCGGGAACCGCUCUCCGGCAACGUUAUGAUGAAGGUAUCCGUAUGGGCAGCCUGGGCCUGUUCCUGCAGUGCGCUACCUCAACCUUCUUCUCGCUGGCCAUGAGCAGGCUGGUGCGCCUCUUCGGGUCCAGGACGGUCUAUCUGAGCAGCAUGGUGUGUUUCACCAUCUCUGCUCUGGUCAUCUGCUUGUCCAAGAGUGUGUUGUUGGUCACAGCUAUGUCGGCCCUGACUGGCUUUGCCUAUGCAACGCUGCAGACACUGCCUUACACGCUCACCUGCCACUACCACAAAGAGAAAGAGGUGUACAUGCAAAACAGCAAAACCAAAAAAACGCACACAAAUGGAUUUACCAUAACAAGGGAUUCUGUUUGUCUGACACUAGACAAUGGCCCUGGAGAUCUCAACCACAAGAGUGGUGUUUCCAACGGGCAUGCUCCUUACAAUAGAGAUAAACCAGAGUAUUACCCACCUCUGCACAAUCAGAAUGGCCUGGAAUCAGAGGAUUUUGAGAAACGUGGAGUGGGACUAGACUUUGCCAUUCUGGACAGCACCUUCCUUCUGUCUCAGGUCUUCCCUACCCUCUUCAUGGGCAUGAUCGUCCAGUUCACAGAGUCCGUCACCGCGUAUAUCGCCUCCUCUGCCAUAUUUGGUGCAAUUGGCAUCUAUUUUGCCACCCACAUUAUCUUUGACCAAAAGGACCUCAGAAGCUGAAGAAGCAGUAAUCAUGUGAGUCAUUUCACAGUCGACCUUGUACCAAGCAUCAUCUUAAAUGUUACUGACUAAUCUACGGAGCCCCUAAAGGGACAGGGUGAUUGGAGGAAAGCUUAGCAUUCUCUUGCAAAACAUUUGCAUUCUCACAAACGCACAUUUGCAUUUGUGUUCG